This is a messenger RNA of Danio aesculapii, 5062 nucleotides long. It is a transcript of the gene fam135b, whose product is annotated as family with sequence similarity 135 member B. The transcript has 20 exons. Lineage: Eukaryota; Metazoa; Chordata; Actinopteri; Cypriniformes; Danionidae. The coding region runs from base 83 to 4483 and encodes 1466 amino acids. The record is from RefSeq and is a predicted model, not a curated record.
GCCUCUCAACUUAAUGACAUAGGAUCACAGCGGGCGCGCGGAUCACGUCUCCGGAGCGUCGCUCUGGCAGGUGAUGGAAUAGAUGAUGUCGGAAGUUCAGGGCACUGUGGAGUUUUCACUGGAGCUGCACAAGUUUCACAAUGUGGAUCUCUUCCAGAGAGGCUUCUAUCAGGUGAGGGCUGGCCUGCGUGUUUCUCCUCGGGUUCCUCACAGAAUCACUGCUACAACACCUGGAUACACAGGCGAGUGCAGUUUCAGCAGCGCAGGCGUUCAUGAUGGAGGGGUUUUCAGCCGCAUCUUUCAGAUCCUCUACAGGAAUGAAGAGGUGACGCUGGAAGACCACAUUAACUUCAGACUGCACCUGCUGCUGGAUGGAGAGAGGGUGGAGGAAGCUGUGAGUGAAGUAGACGUUCAGCUCAAACUAGAUCUGCACUUCACUGACAAUGAACAGCAGCUGGCUGACAUCUCUUCAGUGCCUGUGAUCAGCAGUAGGACUCUGGGUUUGCAUUUCCAUCCCCAGCAGGGCCUGCAUCACCACCUGCCCGUCAUGUUUGACUACUUCCACCUGUCCGUCAUCUCUGUCUCCAUCCACGCCUCCCUGGUGGCUCUGCACCAACCACUGAUCAGUUUUGCGCGCAGUGGUAAAGGGGCGUGGCUUGGUAAGGGAUCUCCAGAGAGCGAGGCUCCGCCCUCUGCCAUGUCAGUAGAGAAUCUGAUGUUUGGAGCCGGAUACUGCAAACCUGUCCCCACAGAGGGCAGUUUUUACGUGCCAUCGGAGAACUGUCUGCAGAGAGCGUACACGUGGCACCGGCGCAUCUGUAAACUGUUGCUGGCGGCUCACAGGGCUCUGCGCUCAUAUUACACCACACUAAUGAAGGAGAUCCCUCAACUGCAACACAUACAGACAGAGGAUCUUCCCCUUGAAGAAACAUUAAACCAGCUCACCACUGAACUGCAGCUGCAGAGCGGUCAUGAGAAAGUGGCAGAACAGAUCAGUAAAGAUCUGACACAGCUCUGCGCUCAGCUGUCUGCUCUUUGGACACAGUUUUUGGAAUCCGCGGUUCCCAAUCCAUACAUCCGAUCCUACCUGGCCCAGGAGCACCACACACUCCGGGUCAGGAGAUUUUCUGAAGCAUAUUUCUUCACUGAACAUCCCAAAGAAUCUUCACUCACAUUUCAGGAAGAGCUAAUCAACAGACAUGCACAGGUGUCCACAGAGAUGCGCAAUUCAGAUUACCUGCUCCGAAUGCCUCCGCUUCCGGUGGAGUGUCUGGACAUUGAUGGAGACUGGAGUAGCCUGCCAAUCAUCUUUGAGGACAGAUAUGUGGACACACCCUGUUUAGACUACAAUGUUGUCCAUGAGCAAAAUCAGGCUGUCAUGAACUCUCAGCCUUGUUCUGAGCCAACUAGGGUAAAAGACCAAACAGUCAGUCCAGCUGAGAAAACACAGGACACCAGUUUACCAGCAACAAGCCCUGAGGAACCUCCAUGCGAAGACUGCACAGAAAUGCACACAUACAUGACCCUGACUGACCAGCAGGACGAUACUGUCACUGAACAUAACAAAACCAGACCUCAAGCAGAGACACUGACUGACCAUGUGGAGGAGGCAGAUAUUGAUGGAUGCGAAUGUAUUACGACAAGCUCCAAUUCAAGAAUCCAGUCUGUUGAUGAGGUCACGUGCCAAUUUGAAAAUGAUGACAACACUAGGUCGGUAGACAUCGAUGAUGUAAUAGAUAACCAAGAGAAAACCAGCUGCCAAAAAGAAGCUGCUGAUGAAUCUGAUCAUACAAGUUUACAACAAACUAAUGAUUUUAAUAGUGGGCAGCCUUUGCUGCUUGUUCCCACUGAUCCCGGAGAACUUCCCAACCUUACCAGCCUUGGCAGCUUCGAGUUUUUACCCACAUCUAAUCAUGAUAACAAUCUCGACACAUCAGUUGAUAAUGGGAGUCCUGACAACAAGGAGCCACAAGCGGUUUUCGAUAACCGAUACAUCCAAGCACCUGCAAAGGAUUACAGAGGCAAGGAUACAUCACCAGGUAAUCUAUUGAACGCUAGCCUACCUGGAACAGACACUUUAAUCACAUCCCCUUCUCGCAAUGUUAUACAUCAGAUCCGUCGUUUAUCUGAGACUCCACCCAGAGGUGUGUUUUUGGGCGGGGCUAAGCUAAUGAACCGUUCCUCCUCUGUGAUCUCAGACUCUGGUAUUGAGAGCGAGCCAAGCUCUGUGGCCUGGACCCUGGAGGGUCGGGGAGUUGUAGCAGGGGGUCGUGACGUCUUGCAGAACUUGGCGCGGCAUCAGACGGCACAUCAGAGCUCUUUGGAGGGCCUACAAACCGAAAGUCAUGGCAGCCUGCCCAGUGCCACACAAGCCUCUUUGACCUCCAUAAGCUCCCUGCCGUAUGAAGAGGAGGAGGAGAGACAGCUCAACACAUUAACCAAAUCUGCCUCAGCUCCGCAGAUCAGCAGCCCUGACGACACAGAGGAAGAUCGUGAAACACCCAAUCAGGAGACGAAGACUGUGUGUGAGGCUAAUCAGGUGAGGCAGAAUAAAGAAUCUCCCAAUGAGGUGAAGAAGAAUCUUCAAGUGGAAGAAACUACCCAAGAGGAUACUACAAAUGUCUCCAUGGCCAAUCAGAUAAGGGAGGAAGCAAUCAAUGAGGUGAAGCAGACACUUCAAGAGUUUACUAGGGAGGAUGGAAACAAAACAACCAAUCAGGAGAAAAGGAAUGUUUGUGUGGCCAAUCAGUUGAGAGAGAGUGAGGUUGCUGCCAAUGAGGUGAAGCAGAAUCUUCAAGAGGUUACAAGGGAGGACGGAAUUGAAACAACCAAUCAGGAGAUCGGUGCAGAGGAGUUGGCCAAUCAGGAGAUUACAGAUUUUGUGUUUGCGAAUCCUGAAAUGUUACUAUACCAGCAAUUUUUGAUGGAAAAUAGUGUUAAAGAUGCCACAUUGGAGGAACUAACUGAAAAAUCCAAGGACUUUCAAGGAAACAUUUUGCUUAAGGAGUAUCUGAUGGAUGAAAGCGCAGGGAUUUGUCGAUGUGAAGAUGAAUAUUGUGAACACAAAAGAAAGCUGGAGUCAAACCAGUAUCACAAGGAUACUGACGACAUCAGUGUUUGUCAUAUUCAUUUGAACGAACUGGAAUUAGAGAGUAUGGAGAACCUCCCAGAUCCACCAACCAAUGGCAAGAGGACUCGUAGAAAUUCAACCAAUGAGAAAGAAAGGCCUACUGAUCCCAUUGAGCCUCCAGCCAAUGAGAGAGAUCAGCAGACGCUAGAGGGACAAAGCAGAGUCAAUAAAGUGCCAAGUACAGGUCUGGCAUUUGUAAAUAAAAAGGUGGUGGAGGUUGUUAACCUGUCAGUGUCAUGUGCUCCCACGUGCCUGCCCUUUUCAUCUGUACUUCGCGAUUCGCCUUCGGUCAGUGGAAUCUCCACACGACAGGCCACCUCACCCAUUACCCAUCAACCUGUGGGCUCCUUCGGGAUCAUCUCAUCCAACUCCUUCUUUGGUGCUGACCAGGAAAUUAAUGAGAGAAUGAUAAACUUCUUUAAGGCAAAAGAAGCCCUGCUGAGGGAGCUGGUUUUCAGGGGCACUCUCUACAGUGAUCUGCCUAACCUUGCCUCUGAACAUCCCUAUUUUCCACCUGAAGAAGACGACACAGAGUUUGAGGAUGGGAUACACCUGGUGGUGUGUGUCCAUGGACUUGAUGGUAACAGCGCAGAUCUGCGGUUGGUCAAGACAUUUGUAGAGCUCGGGUUGCCAGGAUCUAGGCUGGACUUCCUCAUGUCAGAACGCAACCAGACAGACACGUUUGCAGAUUUUGACACCAUGACUGACAGACUUCUGGAUGAAAUCAUUCAGCACAUCCAGCUGUAUAACCUCACUAUCCACCGCAUCAGUUUUAUCGGACACUCUUUGGGGAAUGUCAUCAUUCGUUCUGUCCUGACCCGACCCAGAUUCCGCUGUUACCUCUGUAAACUCCACACCUUCCUAUCUCUGUCUGGUCCCCACCUGGGAACACUGUAUAAUAACAGCACACUGGUCAGCACAGGUCUGUGGCUAAUGCAGAAACUGAAGAAGUCUGGCUCUCUGCUGCAGCUCACGUUCAGAGAUCACACCGACCCACGACAGACCUUCCUCUACACGCUCAGCAAAAAACCAGGCCUGCAGUUCUUCAAGAAUGUGGUCUUGGUGGCCUCACCACAGGACAGAUAUGUGCCCUUUCACUCGGCCCGAAUUGAAAUGUGCCGGACAGCCCUUAAAGACAGAACCACAGGUCCAGUAUACACAGAGAUGAUCAAUAACUUACUCCAGCCACUUCUAAGUGCUCCAAACUGUCGUCUGAUCCGACAGAACGUGUUUCACGCGUUGCCAAACACCGCAAACACACUGAUCGGCCGCGCAGCUCACAUCGCUGUGCUCGACUCCGAACUCUUCCUGGAGAAGUUCCUUUUGGUGGCCGGACUCAAUUACUUCAAGUAGAUGACAUCAGGCUUCGAGUUCUGCAGGAGAGCCAAUCAGAGAACACGGUACAUCAGCGUUUCAUUUCAGAGUUAUAUAUUUUUUUUUGACAAAAAAUUUGGACGCAAAGAAAAAAAAAAAGAAAAGCAAUUUGAAGAUUCAUACUGUGAAUCGGAAUACAUGUAAUGUAAAAUCUGUACAGGAAGAACAUUGUAUAUUAUCAAAAAAAAAUAGAGGAAACUGACCUGCUGGAGCUCGCCUUAACGAAGCUUUACGACGUAGUAUCUUUAACGUUGAAUAAUUGUAACUGGAGCGUUAAUCAUUUGUAUGUAAAUUCGGUGUGUAUAUGAUGUCGUUACGACGGAAUUUUGGUUCUUCAUUCCCUCCAGUCACCGAGCUUUAUAUCUACUGCGCCGUUCGUAACUUGAAGAGGUCAAUAUCACUGGAGAUCAAUACUUGAAAUUAUACUUGGUGUUUGAGUUUUCGCUUAAUCAGUGUUUUCAUGUUUCUUUUUACCGACUCAUUCUAACUUAUCGUUUGUGUUAGGGCUGCACUGUUGAAUAUUGCGAUAAAGAUUUUUCGAUAUCACAUUUCCCUAGA